GCAGCGCAAAUUACGCUCGCUCGCGCUUUCAUCAUCCACGCACGCUGCUGCAAACGCGCAGUGCUGCUGUCUCUAAGCGAAAUCGUCGUAACUCUACAUGAACACACAACGACGAUGCUGUGCACACUUUAUAGUCUGCUGCUGCUCCUGCAAUGAUAAAUAGUACGAGUUUAAGCAGUGAUGAUCAUCUCGUGUUUAUAUCUAUACGUGUGUACGCUUAAUCUGACUGUCCUCUUCUAAUACAUAUCCGCGAUUGUAAGUCACUGUGAUUAUGCGACUGAUCUGUCAGUAAUUUCUCGGUAUGUAUCUAUAGUACGCGCCAGUCACUCCGUUCUUGGGACCAAAUAACGUCGACGCCGAUUACAGCCUCACCACAUCCAAGUGUACACGUUAUUAUACUCGACUGACAGUACGUGGCAGCGAAUUGUGUCAGUGUCAAACUCAUAUAAUACACGAACGUAUUUUCGAUAACACUUUUAUCGUGCAUAUAGGCGGUGGUACGCGCGGAUCAAAUCUUUUCUCUCUUUUUUUUUCGAAUUGCAACGUUACAACGAAAUCGACGACUUGAAAAAAAGUUAGUGGAAGGCUUAGUGUGAUUAAUAGAUAAAAUGGCCAGUAACAACUAUCUGAGUGAUCCUAAAAACCCAUUUUUCUCUUUGGAAGAUGAUGUAGACGAUGAAACUUUCUUGAGAAGUGCUCCACCUCGUAAGAACCCUACCUCUCCAGGGUAUAGCAGUAACUAUGAAAAUUACAAUAAUGACUUGGAACGCAGACACCAAGAACUUCUUCAACGAAAGAGAGAGAUUGAAGAAAGAACUAUACAGUCAUCUCAGAGGUCUAUAUCUGUAUUGAGAGAUUCUGAAGAAGUUGGAAUUCUCACUGCAGAGGAACUUGUCAGGCAGCGCGAGCAAUUAGAACGUACUGACAGACGUUUAGAUGAUAUAAACAAUACUCUACGUUUCAGUCAGAAACAUAUUCAAGGUAUAAAAAGUGUCUUUGGGGGGCUGAAAAAUUAUUUCAGUGGAAGCAAAUCAAUGGAUUUUGCUCCUGGUUCAAGUGCAAGUGGAAUCAAAUCUCCAGAAUCUCCAAUGUCUCCAACUUCAUCUAGUUCUUUAGAAGCUAAACUUAAUACUAAUGCGGAUCAUGCCAGAAGAAACUCAGAACACCCUUCAUUUCGUUUGCAAGGUUUGAACGAAGAUGAAGAAUUUAAUCCAACUGUUGCCAAAAAUAUAGCUGCUGUAUUAGAAAAGAACUUAGAUGAAAUGAGUGGCUCUAUUCAAAGGUUAAAAGGUUUAGCUCUAGGUUUAUCAGAAGAAAUUGAAACUCAAAAUGAUAUAAUAGAUAACAUUACAGAAAAAGCUGAAAAAGCUGAUAUAACUUUACAAAGACAGAACAAAGAUAUAAAGCAUUUAUUAAAAAAAUAAAAAAUGACUUAUAUACACUAUAUAAAAUCUAAAGAUGCAUUAGUAUCUAAUGAAUCGCAUGUUCCAGAAGUAUAUAUUUUGUCUUAUUCAAUGAAAUUUAUAAAAGUUACACAUUAUAAAUUGCACAUCAAACUAUAAUAAUUUAUUUUUAAAUUUCGAUUUUAUGAGAUUCAAUCUAUGCAAAUAUAUUUAAAACUUUUGUAAAUUUUUAAAGUCUAAUUGGAAGAACUGAUAUGAUUUUGAGGUAAUUAAUACUAUUCAGUAAUAAUUUUUUUUAAAAAAUGACAUGUAAUGACAUUUAAUUUCUAUUUAAUUUUAAGCAAUUUUAAUUAUAAUUAUUUCAUGAAAGAGUUUCUAUUGAUAACGGUGUACAUAAUUUAUAGAAUAAUUUACAGCACUUUAUAUGCUUAAGGUUUAUUAACCAAGGCACAAGAGAUCAGACUGAAAAUAAAUAUUGUUUUUGUACGUCUGUCAUUAUGGUUUGGUGUCCAUACGUCCUAUGAACUUGUUAAUGAAUUUAAAUAUCAUGUAAAAUGUCUGAAUAAAUUGUAAUUAUUUAAUUAGAAAGAUGAGCAGUUUCACUAAUGGCUUGAUUUUGUUGUAAGUUUGAAAAAUUCUCUAUAACUGGUUAGAGUUGAUAUUGCUAUAGAUUCAUCUAAACUCUUGAGAGUUUAAUAAUUAGUAAAAUAAAAUAUUUUAAAUUGGAUGAUCAAAUUAUUGUAAAUUGUUGAAGAUAUUCAUAUAACCAGUCUGUUUGAAAUAAAUACAGCAUGAUAAAUUUUUUGCAAAACUUAAUCAGACAACUAUGGAAUGUUAGUUUUGGGAUGAUAUUUUAUUACUCGAUCUUUUCGUCUCGAUCCAUGUAUUUAAUAAAAUAUAUAAAUAAUGUAAAAA
Molecule: messenger RNA, 2318 nt
Organism: Trichogramma pretiosum
Lineage: Eukaryota; Metazoa; Arthropoda; Insecta; Hymenoptera; Trichogrammatidae
Gene: Snap29
Product: synaptosomal-associated protein 29
Exons: 3
Coding region: 609-1424 (271 amino acids)
Biological process (GO): synaptic vesicle priming; exocytosis; synaptic vesicle fusion to presynaptic active zone membrane
Cellular component (GO): plasma membrane; SNARE complex
Molecular function (GO): SNAP receptor activity; syntaxin binding
Source: RefSeq, a predicted model, not a curated record